Molecule: messenger RNA, 567 nt
Organism: Xiphophorus hellerii (green swordtail)
Lineage: Eukaryota; Metazoa; Chordata; Actinopteri; Cyprinodontiformes; Poeciliidae
Gene: acyp2
Product: acylphosphatase 2, muscle type
Exons: 4
Coding region: 93-434 (113 amino acids)
Molecular function (GO): acylphosphatase activity
Source: RefSeq, a predicted model, not a curated record
CAGAGUAAAAUCCUGAUCUUUGAUGCUUUUAUUGUGAAGGCUGUAGCAGGAAGACGCUCUGGGAGAGGGUUCAGGAUAAAAAUAGCUGCGCCAUGCUGCUGCUCUGUGUUCUGAUAUUCUGCGGCUUUCGCUUCGUCAUGUCUGAAGAGAAACUGAUUUCAGUCGACUUUGAGAUUUUUGGGAAUGUGCAGGGUGUUUGCUUCAGGAUGUACACCGAGGAUCAGGGCCGCGUUCUGGGACUGGGCGGCUGGGUGAAGAACACCCGACAGGGGACGGUGAUCGGCCAGAUCCAGGGACCGGCUCAGCGGGUCAACAGCAUGAAACUUUGGUUGAAGAACGUCGGCAGUCCGAGUUCUCGGAUUGACCGAGCCGUUUUCUCCAACGAGAGAGACGUUUCUAAACUGGAGGUCCAGGGCUUCUCCACUCGCUACUGAGCAUGCUCAGACUAACAAACAGCUUCAUUAGUAGUUAUUUAAACUCUGCAAAGGAUGCAAAAAAAACAACUAAAUGUGUUUCAGCCUAAUAUGCAAACUGUCAGCAGAUUAAACAUCAGGAUUUAUGGAUAAU